Molecule: messenger RNA, 1890 nt
Organism: Galendromus occidentalis (western predatory mite)
Lineage: Eukaryota; Metazoa; Arthropoda; Arachnida; Mesostigmata; Phytoseiidae
Product: band 4.1-like protein 5
Exons: 2
Coding region: 7-1890 (627 amino acids)
Biological process (GO): actomyosin structure organization
Cellular component (GO): cytoskeleton
Molecular function (GO): cytoskeletal protein binding
Source: RefSeq, a predicted model, not a curated record
UUCGAUAUGUUCCGCUACAUCAGCAAGCGCUGGACCAAAGGAGGACCUCAGGCCCCAACAACACCUGAUACUAGUCACUGUCUUGUGUGCAAAGUGGUGCUGCUGGAUGGGGCGGACCUUACCGUGGAACUGUCGAAAAAAGCGCUCGGGGAGACUCUGCUCGAACAGGUGUUCUACAGUAUUGAUCUCAUCGAAAAGGACUACUUCGGCUUACAGUUCACCGACGCUUACAACGUGAAUCAUUGGCUCGAUCCUACGAAAUGCGUUCGGAAGCAAAAUGUCAUUGGACCGCCUUACACGUUCCGAAUGCGGGUGAAAUUCUACUCGCCGGAGCCUACGCUGCUCCGAGAAGAACUCACCCGAUACCUCUUCUUCCUUCAGCUCAAACAAGACGUGCUGCAUGGUAGACUUCCUUGCCCCUAUGAAACCCUAGUGGAACUCGCUGGCUUCGCACUGCAGUCGGAACUCGGCGAUUUCGAGCCCAAAACGCAUACCGCCGAAGUCAUAUCAGAGUUCCGAUUUUGUCCCGAGCAGACCGAGGAGAUGGAAGUCGACAUACUAGAAGCGUUCCGACGCUUGCGAGGACAGACCUCCGCACAGGCCGAACUGAGCUAUCUCAGUAAGGCCAAGUGGCUCGAACUCUACGGAGUCGACAUGCACACGGUUCUUGGCAAGGACGGCUACAGCUAUUCGCUCGGAUUAACGCCCACCGGCAUCCUUGUUUUCGAAGGCACAACAAAGAUCGGUCUGUUCUUCUGGCCGAGAAUUACGCGCUUGGAUAUCAAGAACAAAAAACUCACCCUCGUCGUCGUUGAAGACGACGAUGAAGGCUACGAGCAGGAACACACGUUCGUGUUUCGUCUUUUCAACCAGAAAGCCGCCAAGCACCUCUGGAAAUGUGCGAUCGAGCACCACACGUUUUUCCGUCUGAAAGCACCUCCUCAGCAAUCUGCUCUCAAACAGAACCUCUUCCGGAUGGGAUCGCGCUUCCGCUACUCCGGCAAAACGGAGUGGCAGGCAACUGCACGAUCCCGGCCCCGGAGAACGGUGCAAUUCGAGCGCAGGCCAUCGCAACGUUUCUCCAGACGACAGUCUCAAAGGGUUCAGUCGAAAGAUUCUCAUUCCAACACGAAUCGUGCUGAUAACGAUGAUUCCAAUGAUAAAAGCCACCAAAUCAUGAAUUGCUUGCCAGCGUCCAAUCAGCAUCUACUACAAGGAGAUCUCCUGAAUGAAACAGUGACUAGCUUAGCCGAUCCCGAGGACAUGGAGGCCUCGAGCGAGUGCUCGUCCGAUAGUGAGGACGAUAGCAUGAGGGGCAACGACGACGAUAAUCGUUUCCACACAUCUUCUUUCGAAAGCAAUUCUUUUGCUCACGGAAACCUCAGCAUCCAGCAAAACACCUACAAGGCACACAACAAGGGGAAAAAACCGGAAUUGACUGUAACAGUAGUGACGAAAUCCAUCAGCGAUAAGCAACAAUCACCGCUCAUGAAUCGCAUCAACAACAACAUCGUCAUCAAAAACGGUACCGAUCAGAGAGUUCUCAAUGAGCUGAUGGUGUCUGCUAAGAACGAGGCGAACGAUAUGCUGCAAGAACAGCAGGAGCAGCUGAGGAAGUUCGAUGAGGUACGUACCGACAUCCGAGUAUUCUGUAGAACCAAAGAGAAGCCUGCAGUUAAAUCUGAAAUCAAUCAUCGCCUCUUGGAGCCGAACGGGAAAACGCGCUACGAAAUGAGGUCCGUGAGCAGGACCGGCUCACUCGGGAGUGAUUCCUCGUCGGGAAAUCCAGGAACUUCGCCGUGCUCGUCUCUGGGUCGAGUUUCGCCGCUGACGAACGGAAUUUCACGGACUUCAACACCGUUGAGGAAUUUGAUCAGCACCGAGUUGUGA